AUGUCAGGAUGUCAGCGCUAAGAUUUCUGAUGCUGAGGGUACAGCAACAUGGGAAAACAAAUACCACGCUGCUGACCACAGUGCCAUGAAGGAGAGGUGGAAUGGUUCGAGCUCGCCUGAUGGGUUGGGGGGCGAUCAUGGGCUGACAGACGAGGAGCGGCCGGUGUAGCGGAAGAGUGCUGUCGACAAUUAGCACACGUGUGCCGGAGAAGCUGCUCGAGUUCUGCUGAAACUCCUGGUCGUGCGAUUUCAAAGGCGCUCCCUCGUCUGGACUAACCAGGGGGAAAUUCGCCAACAAGAGGAGGGGGGUAUAAUCAAACUAAAGGGGGGCAAACCCAGUGUCGGUACCGGAGCGGUCCGGCUCGCGGUUUGUUUCUGUCUCCGGCCUCCGAGAGUUUGCGAUUUGAGCUCGUUUCCCCCCCCCGACUUCAAUUCUAACGUGAAGGCUACAGCAGUGCCUGGGAGCCCCGGGAGACGCUUUCCCAGUCCCGAAACACCGCCGCGUCCGCCCUGUCCACCAUGAAUGCCACCAAGGGAGGUCUGGUCAUCUUCACGGCCAAUUCGAACCCCUCGUGCAUGGAGCUGGGCAAGAGGAUUGCCGAGCGUCUUGGAGUGGAGUUGGGAAAAGUGCUGGUCUAUCAGGAAGCCAAUAGAGAAACACGGGUUCAGAUCCAGGAGUCAGUGCGAGGGAAAGAUGUCUUCAUCAUCCAGACGGUGUCAAAGGACGUGAACACCACCAUCAUGGAGCUCCUGAUCAUGGUGUACGCCUGCAGGACGUCCUGCGCCCGCAGCAUCAUCGGCGUCAUUCCCUACUUCCCCUACAGCAAGCAGUGCAAGAUGAGGAAGAGGGGCUCCAUCGUCUCCAAGCUCCUCGCCUCCAUGAUGUGCAAAGCAGGGCUGACUCACCUGAUCACCAUGGAUUUGCACCAGAAGGAGAUCCAGGGCUUCUUUAACAUCCCAGUGGAUAAUCUGCGUGCUUCUCCAUUCCUUUUGCAGUACAUCCAGGAAGAGAUCCCCGACUAUAGAAAUGCAGUAAUUGUUGCCAAAUCUCCAGCCUCAGCCAAAAGGGCGCAGUCGUUCGCGGAGCGGCUGCGGCUGGGCAUCGCGGUCAUCCACGGCGAGGCGCAGGACGCCGAGUCGGACAUGGUCGACGGCCGCCACUCUCCGCCCACCGUGAAGAACUUGGGCGCCAUACAUCCCAGCAUGGAGAUACCCUUGCUCAUUCCCAAAGAGAAGCCCCCCAUUACAGUGGUAGGAGACGUCGGUGGGAGAAUUGCCAUCAUAGUGGACGACAUCAUCGACGAUGUGGACAGUUUCCUGGCCGCGGCCGAGACCCUGAAGGAGAGGGGGGCUUACAAGAUCUACGUGAUGGCCACCCACGGCAUCCUGUCCUCCGACGCCCCACGGCUCAUAGAGGAGUCCGCCAUCGACGAGGUGGUUGUGACAAACACCAUCCCUCACGAGAUCCAGAAGCUGCAGUGUCCCAAGAUCCAGACAGUGGACAUCAGCAUGAUCCUGUCCGAGGCCAUCCGGCGCAUCCACAACGGCGAAUCCAUGUCCUAUCUGUUCCGCAACAUCGGAGUGGACGACUGAGCCUGGCUCCUCCACCUGCGCGUGUCGGCUGAGCAAUCAGAUUCUGCCUAGAGGCCAAGUCUUGUUCAAAGCGCCAUUUUUUUUUCUCCUGAAUUUCCUGUCCCCCUCCCCCCCUCUCCCGCUGCAGUGAAUUGUGCACAAAUGUCAAAAGCUGUAUGCCAUAGCAUUUUUUUUUUAUUCAUCUGUGCUUUUUGGAGUCGAAAUAUUUUAAGUACGAACUUUUUGUUCUUGUUUUUAAUGGGGGACUUUAUUCAUCUCUUCAGAUUUUUAAUUUAUUAUGUGGUUUCCCCACCCUGCGUUGUGAGACUGCAGCAGGGGUGUCUCAUGGGAACGGUGAUGUGGGGGCAGCGAGUGUAAAUAUUUCUGAAAUCAGAAGAGCGAGUUGCCCUCAGCAAUUAGACAGCGGCACUGCUGCAGUCGGCCAGUAGCUGUGCUCUUCUCUUCUUUAACAUUCCAGUUGCGUGCACCGUACUCUGCACAGCGUCCCAGUUCUGUUAUCUCGCGUCUCACCUGCGCAAAUUGCUUCUUUUUUUUAAAGCCAUGCAGUGCUGCUCUGGGACGACUGUUUUGAGUUUGAAAUUCUUCUGCCACUAGUUCAUGCUCAGACCCUGCCUGGAUCCUCUGAUAAUAUCCCAGCGGUCUCUGGUGUUUUUUUUUUUUUUGUUUCCAGUGGGGAUUCACGACGGUAAAUGUCUCCCUGAUGCACCUGCGCGGCUUGCUCCGUUUGCUAGCGAUUUUUGACUUCUGUCUCCUGAGCCGUUUCAGAGGGGCGGUAUUUUCCAAAGAUGUGUCCCAUGCCACGGGGCAGUGUUCAGCAGGUGCCGUUGGCGGAUUUUUUUUUUUUCACGUUAUUUAAAGGGAGUGUUUUUCUUUUUUCUUCCUAAAUGUUAUAUUUCAGAAAACGAACUGGCCACUUGGGAAGUUUUUAUAGUAUUGGCUCAGUUGUGAUUUAUUAAUCCAGUUCUUUUUUUUUAAUCAAGUAACAGCUCAUGUGCUGGUCUUACAGCUGCAGCGAAGGGCAGUAUGAGCAGGGGGGGGAGAGAGGUCUGUGUUUGAGCCAGGGCUGGAUCCUUCUUCUCUGGAGGGAAUAGAGUUACAAGAGACUGACGGACCUGUGAGCAGUUAGUGCUUGCAUUGUGGCGCUGUCCUGCUAACCUUUGGCACUCUGGAUUGUGGUAACGGGUAAAAACCAAAUGCAGGGGUGGGAGAGACAGGUCGUCACUGACCAAUCCCAGCCUGCAUCUUCUCUAGCUCUCUGGGUAGCAAGGCAACAGUGCUGUCCUUAAAUACGUUCUGUGCACGAUGAUGUGGUAUGGCCACUGUCCUGAAAAGUUUUCUCUCUUAAGGAAGUGUAUAUAACACAUCUUGGACUGCACUUUUGCCAAGAAAGACCUUAAACUGCUCUUUGAGGAACAUGUUUCACAGCACUGCCCUUGUCUUCAGAGCAGUCCAAAAUGUCUUUAUGUCCUGUAACAUUGUCUAUAUAUACCUUCCAUGUCUCUGUAUAUCUUCACAAGCCAGACCUGGGCAGUGCCACCAGUGUUUCAUGUUUGUUGGCUUUCAGUGGCUUCGAAUGUGUCUUUUAGACUUUUUACACUUCUGUUGUUUUAUUUGAAAAUGGAUAUAAAACUGGAUAUUUAUAAGGGAUUCUCAUAGAAUUGUUUUGCGAGAACUUGAUUUGCAGAUUUUUAGCUGUAUGAGGACCGCGCUAGAUGAAAUAGGAUUAAAUGGCAUUUUUAGAUUUGAAUUGCAUAUUCCUUGUGCACCACUUGAAGCUGUGAGCAAUCAGAAAUCCUGUUCUCAUUUUCCAAGCCUAAUUUAUAUUGAAGGCCUUUCCCAAGUUCACAGCGUUUAUUAUAGUUCUUAUUGAUUUUUUUUUUUCUCCUUGAGAUGCACUCCAGGUCAGCGUGCUGUGAAGUGAACUGUGGGAUUACAGGUGUUCUCUCUUAAUCGAUCUUUGUAAUUUAAGCUUCUAAACCAAUGCAGUUUGUUGGGAAAGCACCAAUUCAGAAGGAAGCUUUUGUAUUUUCUGCAAAGAAGAAAAAAAAAUAAAGAUCAUGUUUCUCUGA
Lepisosteus oculatus (spotted gar) is the source of this 3662-nucleotide messenger RNA. It is a transcript of the gene prpsap2, whose product is annotated as phosphoribosyl pyrophosphate synthetase-associated protein 2. The record is from RefSeq and is a predicted model, not a curated record. Gene Ontology annotation, molecular function: ATP binding; ribose phosphate diphosphokinase activity; magnesium ion binding. NCBI's taxonomy places the organism in Eukaryota, Metazoa, Chordata, Actinopteri, Semionotiformes, Lepisosteidae. Gene Ontology annotation, biological process: purine nucleotide biosynthetic process; 5-phosphoribose 1-diphosphate biosynthetic process. Gene Ontology annotation, cellular component: cytoplasm; ribose phosphate diphosphokinase complex.